Syzygium oleosum is the source of this 1580-nucleotide messenger RNA. RefSeq lists its product as uncharacterized. The record is from RefSeq and is a predicted model, not a curated record. Gene Ontology annotation, molecular function: serine-type peptidase activity. Lineage: Eukaryota; Viridiplantae; Streptophyta; Magnoliopsida; Myrtales; Myrtaceae. Gene Ontology annotation, biological process: proteolysis. The coding region runs from base 34 to 1368 and encodes 444 amino acids. The transcript has 13 exons.
UCGCAAUCUGCCAAUUAGAGUGAAAAAAAGAACAUGAGAUCGCUGCUUCCGCAUCCGCACCUUCCUCGCCCGGCUCUCUUCUCCUCCUCCUCCUCCUCCUCCGCCCCUCGGCUCCCGCCAACGGCCGCGCGCGUGGUGGCCCGCCUCCCGCACGUGCCCGCCAUCGCGCCCCGCCCCCGCCCCGCCCCGCACGUGCGGGCCCACCCGCCACCUUCCUCCUCCUCCUCCUCCUCCUCCUAUAAAUACGCCACCGCCGACGCGGACGCUCCUCCAUCUACGGCGAGCAAGAUGGCCGGAGAAGCCGUGAUCGACGCCGAGAAGCUUCGCUCCGAUUUCGUGGAAUUCCUCCGCAGCAGACGAUCCGAGGAAGUCGAGCUUUCCGUAGAACCUGCAAAACCGGUGGAGAGCCCUUUGUAUCAAGAUGCUAAUCCGCCUAGUUUCUGUGAGGCAAUGGAAUCUUGUCCCAAGGAAAACAUUGAGAAUCUCAAGGAGCUACUUAAGGAGGAAAAUCUUUACUUAAUUACUGAGAAAGGAGAGCAGGGUUGCUUGCCUGUACUCAUCGUAAGCAUGAAAGAGGACACCGUCCGAAAGAGGCCUGCUAUUGUGUUUCUGCACAGCACACGCAAGUGCAAAGAAUGGCUACGCCCUUUGCUUGAGGCAUAUGCUUCUCGAGGAUAUAUUGCUGUUGCUGUUGAUUCUCACUAUCAUGGAGAACGCGCCAGUAGUCUGACCACCUACCGCGAUGCUCUUAUAUCAUCAUGGAAAAAGGGUGAUACUAUGCCAUUUAUAUUUGAUACAGCCUGGGACUUGAUCAAAUUGGCCGAAUAUCUCGCAAAGAGAGAGGAUAUAGACCCUUCAAGGAUAGGGAUCACGGGCGAAUCACUUGGAGGAAUGCAUGCAUGGUUUGCUGCUGCUGCUGACAAGCGCUAUUCUGUAGUUGUCCCUAUUAUCGGUGUGCAGGGGUUCCGAUGGGCCAUAGACAACGAUAUGUGGCAGGGUAGAGUUGACAGCAUAAAACCUGUGUUUGAAGAGGCAUGCAUUGAUUUGGGAAAGAGCACCAUAGACAGAGAAGUGGUGGAGAAGGUAUGGAAUAGGAUAGCUCCUGGUCUAGCCUCUGAUUUUGAUGCCCCCAACACAGUCCCAGCCAUUGCUCCACGGCCCCUUCUGAUAAUUAAUGGUGCAAAUGAUCCACGCUGCCCUCUUGCCGGCCUGGAAGUUCCAAAAUCAAGAGCAUCCGAGGCUUAUGAGAAGGCACAUUGUCCAGAGAAUUUUAAGUUAAUCGCAGAACCCGGAAUCGGACACGAUAUGACACCGCUGAUGGUCAAAGAGGCUAGCGAUUGGUUCGACAGGUUCCUCAAGCAACAGUAACAACUAUCUUUGCUGUUUCUGUGGCUAUCUGUUGCUUCUCAUGUAUUUUCAGUAUCCUUCAGUUGUGUUCCGUAGCGGGUGCUCUCCGGACCCAGGCCUUUGGGGUGGAUCCCCGGUGGUGUACGGAUCGUCGGGUUGUGUGUAUUGUAAGGGAACUUACCUUUUCCCCUAUUUCACCGAUUGCGUUAAUUCAAUUCCCCAGUUAUGCUGUC